Molecule: messenger RNA, 2128 nt
Organism: Morus notabilis
Lineage: Eukaryota; Viridiplantae; Streptophyta; Magnoliopsida; Rosales; Moraceae
Product: nodulation-signaling pathway 2 protein
Exons: 1
Coding region: 16-1641 (541 amino acids)
Biological process (GO): regulation of DNA-templated transcription
Cellular component (GO): nucleus
Molecular function (GO): DNA-binding transcription factor activity; sequence-specific DNA binding
Source: RefSeq, a predicted model, not a curated record
AAAGAAUAUCGAAAGAUGAUGCAACCUGAGAUUUUUGAUCAGCCUUCUUGGCAAUUCUAUGAUGUCAUGGAUUCAACUUGGGAUCAAGUUGGAAACUGCAGUCUCAGCAGUAUGGAUGCUACUGUUGGUGGCGGUGAAUUCUCAGCUCCAUUCAUACCAAUUGACUGUCUUUCGGAGAUUUCCUCGGUCCCUUUUCCUUCUUCCGUGAUCUCUGGUGAAUCUCUCCAGGUUGCAGUUUGUGAUGAUUCCCUGCAAGGUAUGUCAUUUAUGGAGGAUUUUCCAAUUGACUUGGAAGGAUUUCAGCCUGAUUUGUGUGGCGAGUUUGAGAGCUUGUAUGGAUCUUUGGAGGAGAGUAUGGGAAGUUUUCCUUCACAGAAAUUCUCUGGGGAGGAAAAUGAUUUGUGGAGUCCUAGCUCAUCAUUGAAGUCAGAAGCAUCAAUGGACACAAUAUCAACCCAAAAAGUACUAAUCUUGCCAGGAGAAGACAUGGAGAUUGAAACCGAACAAAGUGUUUCUCAUCUUCUCAGGGCUUACGGCGAAGCCACGGAGAAUGAACAGAGAGAGCUCAAGGAGGUGAUUCUGAGAUGCAUCAGUGAGAAAGUCAGCCCGCUCAGGAAAACUUUGGAGCGCAUUGCUUUCAACUUAUCCCAAGAUGUCGAUGAUCAAGGCGAGUAUCUGAAACAAGAAUCAUUCAAAAACUUUGAUGCUGCGUUCAAGGCGUUCUACCAAAGCUUUCCAUACGGAAAGUUUGCUCACUUCACAGCAAAUUCAGCGAUUCUUGAAGCUGCACCGGACGAUGCAGAGACAAUCCACAUAGUGGAUUUUGACAUUGGAGAAGGGCUUCAAUGGUCUCAGAUGAUCGAGGCUACUGCUUGGCAACAGAAGACACUAAAACUGACAUCAAUUAGGCGGGAAGAGAUUGAAGCUGAAUCUGAUCCAUUGCAGUGGAGUUUUGAGGAAACAAGAAAAAAUCUCCUUGGUCAUGCUAGAUUAUUUGGCCUAAAGUUGAAGGUUGAAGAGAUGGGAAUUGAUGAUUUGGUGAGUGAAUUGAACAAGGCAAAGAAAAAGGGUAAAGGGAGAAAAUUUUUGGCCUUCAAUUGUAUGGUGGGACUACCACACAUGAGAAGGGUAAGAAAUAGAAGACUUGUCAUGGAAUUUCUAAGGGUAGCUAAGGAUCAUUUGCUAGCUAAUUCUGUUAAUUCCAAGACUCACAACAAGGGUAUCAUAGUCAUGGCAGAUGGAGAUCCUAGUCAAAAGCUUAAGAGUUGUGUUAGUUUCAGUCCAUUCUUUGAUGGUCAUAUUGCACAUUACCAAGCCUUGUUGGAGUCAAUGGAAUCAAAUUUCCCAAUUCAUCUUUCGGAAGCAAGGAUGACCAUGGAGUGUCUCUUUGUUGCACCUUACAUCUCUUCUCUUGCUUGGUUACAAAAGUGGAAGGAGGUGAAGGAGGGCUUCCAUCUCGGGGAAGCGCUCGGUCUGGAGGAUUGGAGCCUAAGCAAAGAGAGUCUUAUCGAAGCCGAAGAAAUGGUAAGAAACGGGAGCUCUUAUGGAGUGAGGAUUGAAGGUUUGAAUGGAAAUGAAGCUAGCUUAGAAUGGAGAGGAGUUCCUUUAGUUAGAGUAUCAGCCUGGACAAGUCAAAGCUAAAGAGAAGCAACAACCUCCCUUUUUUUGUUUUGUUUUCUUUUUCACUCUUUAUACUCUGUUUUACUCUUUUAUUCAUAGAUGGUUAUAGCAUACUUGCAGUAUUGGUUGCUGUAUAGACUAGUCAUAAAAUGGUACAGAUCAAACCUGGAUGAUUUUUUUUUUUUUGGUCAAUUAGGAAAUCCCCAAUAUACUGCUUCUCGUUACCACUUUUUCCAAUACGUGGUUCUUCAUCUUUUUUGGGUUUUCAUCACUUAUUCUAAAAACUCAAAGCUCUUAAUUUAGAGAAAUAUGUAAGAGAAGGGUUGUCAACCUAUCAUUGCUAUUUGAUGUCACCAACAGUAAACUAUCGAUCCACGAGCACAAUAUCCCUCAUUCUUUAGUUUCGACAAAAGAAAUUGGAGGUUGGCACUUAUUUUAAGGUGUAUUUAUGGUGGAGACCGCUUUUUUCUCUAUUGGUAAGAAUCGUGUUUACUCAUCAGAAUAAUUU